AUGAAUAUCAACAGACUUAUAGCUUUAUCUAAAUCUCUUAAAUUUGGAAAGAUUUUAACAUCUAACGCAAGACAUGCGACGAAAGAAGUCACCUUACCUCACCGAACCAUCAGAACUCAUGCUAGGAAUCUGGGCUACGCCAAGGACCUGUUCCUUGGCAAAGUAAACAAAGCAGAGUGCUUCCCCUAUCCAGAGAUUGGAAAUGAAGAGCUGGAGGAGAUCAACUCGUUUGUUGCUCCGGUAGAGCAAUUCUUCACUGAAGAGGUGGACUCCAAGCGUAUCGACCAUGAAGCUAAGAUUCCUCCAGAGACUCUGAACGGACUGAAGGAGCUGGGACUGUUCGGUAUCCAGGUGCCUGAGGAGUAUGGUGGCCUGGGUCUGUCCAACACCAUGUAUGCCCGACUCGGAGAGAUCAUCUCUCUGGAUGGAUCCAUAGCAGUUACACUGGCUGCCCACCAAGCCAUCGGACUCAAGGGGAUCCUGAUAGCCGGUAGUGAGGAGCAGAAGACUAAAUAUCUCCCCAAGCUGGCUUCAGGAGAACAUGUAGCAGCCUUCUGUCUCACUGAGCCUGGCAGUGGGAGUGAUGCUGCGUCCAUUCAGACCAAAGCCACCCUAUCAGAAGACAGGAAAACAUACCUGCUCAACGGGUCAAAGAUCUGGAUCUCCAACGGGGGGUUUGCAGACCUGCUGACGGUGUUUGCUCGUACGGAGGUGGUAGGAGAGGAUGGAGUGAAGAAAGAUAAGAUCACUGCCUUCAUCGUAGAGCGAGCCUUCGGAGGGAUCACCAGCGGAAAACCAGAAGACAAACUAGGCAUUAGGGGGUCUAACACAUGUGAAGUGUCGUUCGACAACUGUCCAGUCCCUGUGGAGAAUGUAAUAGGAGAAGUAGGAGGAGGCUUCAAGGUAGCGAUGAACAUCCUCAACUCUGGCAGGUUCAGUAUGGGCAGCGCCGGCUCUGGAAUGAUCAAGAAGCUCAUCGAGAUGACAGCAGAGUACGCUGGCAGCAGGAAACAGUUUGGUAAGAACCUCAGUGAGUUUGGGAUGAUCCAAGAGAAGUUUGCGGUGAUGGCCCAGAAUGCAUUUGUGAUGGAGAGCAUGGCGUACCUGACGGCUGGGAUGAUGGAUCGACCGGGGGUCCCUGACUGUUCUCUAGAGGCUGCUAUGGUUAAGGUGUUCAGCUCUGAGGGAGGCUGGAUCUGUGUGUCUGAGGCUCUGCAGGUUCUAGGAGGGCUGGGCUACACUAAGAACUAUCCCUACGAACGCUACCUCCGAGACUGCCGUAUCCUGCUCAUCUUCGAGGGCACCAAUGAGAUCCUGAGGAUGUACAUAGCUCUGACUGGGAUGCAGUACGCUGGAAAAAUACUGACAGGCAAAAUCAAGGAGAUGAAGAAGGGGAAUGUGGGUGUGGCCUUGGAGAUGUUGGGCAGGAAGUUGGGAGACGCGUUUGGGAGGAAGGUGGACCUUGGACUGACUGGGAUGGAUGGGGUGGUGCAUCCUGGUCUGGCGGACAGUGCCAAGAAACUGGAGCAGAACGUGGCCCAUUUUGGCUCCACAGUGGAGAACCUGCUGUACAGAUAUGGAAAGACGAUAGUAGAGGAGCAGCUGAUCCUAAAGCGUGUUGCUGACGUCCUGAUCAACCUGUACGCCAUGACAGCCGUCCUAUCACGAUCUAGUAGAUCUAUCUCUAUAGGGCUCAGGAACCACGACCAUGAGGUGCUGCUGGCGAACACUUUCUGCACCGACGCCUUCUUCAAGAACAACUACUGGAUGACUCAGCUACAGAAAAAUUCUCCUGAGAACCAAGAUGAGAACAUUAAGAAGAUCGCCAGGGAGGUUCUGGAGAAGAGAGCCUAUGUCUGUUCCCACCCUCUGGACAGAACCUUCUAGAACCUGAACAGAAUAACAGAACUCUGUGACUGGAGGAGACAUGGUGUCCUAUUGCCUAUGCAGUGCACUACUUUGGGCCAGAGCCAUAUGUAGCAACCUAAAAGUAGGGCACUGUAAAGGCAUUAGGGGGCCACUAGAGACUGACCUCGGGGUCCUGUGACCCUAAAGUUCCAUCCAUGGCUACAUGCCUCUACUCUUGUAUUUUGAACGAGCAAUAACUAACUCCUCAGUUCUGAAGCAACUCUUGAUAUGAUGUUAAUUUAAUUCUGUAUAUCAUUUCUAUCUAUGAUUGACUAUAAUGAGCUUGUUUUACUGAUGGUACUUUGGUUGAAGUGAACAGUGGUUGUAGGUUACUGGCCUUUCUAUUAAAGUGUAGGUUUUCUUCAUA
Salvelinus namaycush (lake trout) is the source of this 2275-nucleotide messenger RNA. RefSeq names its product acyl-CoA dehydrogenase family, member 9 (gene acad9). The record is from RefSeq and is a predicted model, not a curated record. The transcript is spliced from 17 exons. Bases 1 to 1887 code for a protein of 628 amino acids. Gene Ontology annotation, molecular function: flavin adenine dinucleotide binding; acyl-CoA dehydrogenase activity. Lineage: Eukaryota; Metazoa; Chordata; Actinopteri; Salmoniformes; Salmonidae.